Lottia gigantea (owl limpet) is the source of this 1155-nucleotide messenger RNA. RefSeq lists its product as hypothetical. NCBI's taxonomy places the organism in Eukaryota, Metazoa, Mollusca, Gastropoda, Lottiidae. Gene Ontology annotation, molecular function: ATP binding; cyclin binding; cyclin-dependent protein serine/threonine kinase activity. The record is from RefSeq and is a predicted model, not a curated record. The transcript has 8 exons. Bases 82 to 1155 code for a protein of 357 amino acids. Gene Ontology annotation, cellular component: cyclin-dependent protein kinase holoenzyme complex; cytoplasm; nucleus. Gene Ontology annotation, biological process: regulation of gene expression; regulation of G2/M transition of mitotic cell cycle; G1/S transition of mitotic cell cycle.
UGUGGUAUUAGUAGUGCUACUCGAGAUUUCAAGUGAACAGCCUCAAUGAUUUGUACGUGAUAAUAAACAGAAACAGGCGUCAUGAAGACGUCGUCUACUAAAUACCAUGGUAAUGGUAGUAGCCAUGGUGAAUCAUCGUCAUCGACAACCAAAACACAUCGAAGACGAGACAGCCAUGAAAAAUCUAACUACGAGGAAGUAGGUGUGAUUGGAAACGGGGCGUAUGGAACUGUGUAUAAAGGUCGUGACCUCAAAAAUGACGGAAAAUUUGUGGCAAUUAAAAAAAUUCGAAUUCAGAACACGGAGGAAGGAAUGCCGAUGAGUGCGAUUAGAGAAACUUCGUUAUUAAAACAACUAGAAAAAUUUGAACAUCCCAACAUUGUUAGGUUACUGGAUGUUCUACACAAUCAGUUAACAGAAACAGAAAUACGAUUAUUGUUAGUGUUUGAAUAUAUCGACCAGGAUCUCGCUACUUAUCUCGAGAGAUGUUCGUCCCCAGGGCUGGGACCAGAUAGAAUCAGGGAUCUGAUGUUACAGUUAUUAAACGGUGUUGAUUUUCUCCACGCCCAUCGUAUUGUACAUCGUGACUUAAAACCACAAAAUAUUCUCAUUACGAGUCAAGGUCGUCUGAAACUUGCCGAUUUCGGUCUGGCCAGAAUUUAUAGUUUUCACAUGCAGUUAACAUCAGUGGUGGUGACACUAUGGUACAGAGCACCAGAAGUUUUAUUACAGGGACAAUACGCCACGCCUGUAGACUUGUGGAGCUGUGGAUGUAUUCUAGCUGAACUCUAUAACAGAAGACCGUUAUUAUGUGGGCAGUCUGAUGUUGAACAACUUCGUAAAAUAUUUGAAUUAAUAGGAUUACCGUCAGAAGAAGAAUGGCCAGAGAAUGUUUCGUUACCACGGGAAUCAUUCCGAUCACGUCCACCACAACCUCUAGAGAAAUACGUCCCAGAAAUUGAUCCUAUUGGCAAGGAUUUAUUAGAGAAAUUAUUAUGUUUUAAUCCUCAUCGAAGAAUUAGCGCACGAGAAGCCCUGAAUCAUCGUUAUUUCCGUGACGAUAUAGACAGUUUCCGUACCUCCAGUUCAUUAUCCACGUCAGAGACUGACUCCUUCGAUACAGACGGUAGAUCAGAUACUCCAGUUAGUAAAUAG